Trichobilharzia regenti is the source of this 885-nucleotide messenger RNA. NCBI's taxonomy places the organism in Eukaryota, Metazoa, Platyhelminthes, Trematoda, Strigeidida, Schistosomatidae. The record is from the annotation of a GenBank genome assembly.
AAUAUGAUUCGCAGAGAGAACUCUAUUUGUCAAGGAAUCCCGAAACAACCAAUCAGAAGCCUGCGUUUGUCUACCUAAACAACCAAUCAGAUGACUGCGCUUGUCUAUAAUAAUGUAGUUGAAAGAUGUAUAAAUACGUGUUGAUUUUCAUAAUAAAACGAUCUGUUGCCUGGCCCUUGUCUUCUGUUGUUACAUUUGGUGUCGCUGCCUACCGACAAAUGAAAAGCCUAUACCCUGCAGUUUUUGAUGGAGACAUAUGGAUCUUCGGGCAGGACUUCAAGGCUUCUGCGCAGUUGAGUGGCGUUCAAGAUCUGUCAGCGAUGGAGCUGCUACUUGAGACGCUGCUGGGAGGUCGGGCGAAAGCAGCAUAUGAAGGUGUGGGCCGAAGUAUGGACGAAUGUUCGACAGGGUCAGGCAAACAGUUUCCAAAGUGGGAAGGACCAUAUAUGGUCACUUCGAGAUGGGGUUACGCAGACACAGUCGCGAUGGCGAACAAUGAGAGGCGCGUGAACGUCAGCGAGCUCCAGAAAUGGAUACAGCGAGACAAGCCAACGAUGACGCCUGCACCAAGUAGAUCAAGCCGACUUCAGUCGCACGUAUUUGACGGGGGGACGAGUGUGGUGAGAGCAGGCUGCUAGCCGAUUGGUUGGCACUAAUCUACGUUAAGGUCUAGGUCACUAAUAUGGGCCGUGAGAAAAUAUGAACAAGCCUGAGUCAACAACCAAUCACAGCAAAGUUAAAGUGGCAAAAUAUGAUUCGCAGAGAGAACUCUAUUUGUCAAGGAAUCCCGAAACAACCAAUCAGAAGCCUGCGUUUGUCUACCUAAACAACCAAUCAGAUGACUGCGCUUGUCUAUAAUAAUGUAGUUGAAAGAUGUAUAAAUAC